UACACCAAACCACACUCUUCGGACACACAAACUUGCAACACCUGAACCCGAGUGACCAUUCCGCGGUAUCGGUGGAGAUGUCAACACCCGAACCUGGCUACAAGAGUAGUACCGGCACAGGUGGUGUCAAGAACCAUGUGGUGAUUGAUGUAGUCUUGAGGGUUGUGUUGUUUGCGACAUCGUUGGUUGCUUUGAUUGUUAUGGUCACUUCUAAACAAACCAAACUCGUACCCGUUGCCCCGGGCAUGGCCAUAUCCAUGGUUGCCAAUUUCGACCAGACCCCGGCUUUCAUAUACUUUAUCGUAGCAAUGUCCGUUGCUUGCUUAUACAGCAUCAUCACUGGUGCGCUAUCGAUCUUAGCUCUUCUGAAGCUUAAACAAGGGUCCAUGAAGCUGGUGUUUCACUUUGUUAUACUUGAUACCUUGCUGUUAGGUGUUUUGGCUUCAGCAACAGGUGCAGCAGGAGGAGUAGCUUACAUAGGAUACAAAGGAAAUUCCCAUUCGAGAUGGAACAAGGUUUGCAACGUGUUCGAUUCCUUCUGCGGUCAUGUUUUGGGUUCGCUUGCUGUGUCGCUAUUACCAUCCAUAGCUCUUCUACUGCUAGUUUGGCUCUCGGUUUUCAUGUUUUCGAAGAAGAUCAGACUGAAUUAGUUUUGUUUGGUUGACACCAUGAUUCCUAUGAUUUAGGUGUGUGUGCUUGUUUGUUUUUGUAAAGUUCGUUACUAAUAAAGAUUAAACAAGAAUAAUUAACGAUUGAUUAUCAAUA
This is a messenger RNA of Helianthus annuus (common sunflower), 765 nucleotides long. RefSeq names its product CASP-like protein 1. The record is from RefSeq and is a predicted model, not a curated record. Lineage: Eukaryota; Viridiplantae; Streptophyta; Magnoliopsida; Asterales; Asteraceae. The coding region runs from base 78 to 650 and encodes 190 amino acids. The transcript is spliced from 3 exons.